CAAAUAUUUCUGUUUAGGACCUUGAGGCCUUGUCUUUCAUGGAAAAGGUGUGUGGCACGUGAGAAGUUCUCAUCCUCGCCUCUAUCCCUCCCGCACUCUAUCUCUUACAUGGCAUCAUAUUCUUCAUAUAUAUCGUCCUCCACCCGUCCUAUCAGUGCAACCACAUCCAGACUUCAUGAACUCUUCCAUGCCGCUCACAUCGAUAUGUCCUCUCUUACUCGGCCUUUUUGUAGGCACCCGCCCGGGACAUAGUUGUGGAAACCUACUACAGGCUCAUAUUAAGUUGCCAAAUAUGCAUCCUGGUACCUAGACGUCCCUUUUCAGUCUUGUCAGGACACAAAUGACGGAUGCAAGUGCUCCCCCAGAUCUUGAGUAGACGAUCAUUUACCCGCUGCCGGAAUGCGCCUGAUAUCUUGUGCCUCGAUUUCCAACUUGCAUCCUGACGUCGCUGCAUUCUGUCCCGAUUUCCAUGCAAGGAGAUGCUGUCAAGAUCAUUGAGCUCCUUGCUCGCUGUAUUGCUGUUUCUUACAGCAGCUGAAGCUGGUAGAUUCAGCGAGUAUGCUCAUCGGAAAGGUUAUGGUCCGGAUCUGAGGCCAAAUGGCUUUCUUAUGGAUGAAAGCAAUGCCGCGGCGACAAACACCACGUUUCGUUUCCUUAAUAAUGCCACUCAGCCAUUCCAAGUCAAUGCUCUUCCUGAUAUUCCGUUCGAUGUGGGGGAGAUGUAUGCUGGAUUGAUGCCAAUUCACAACGGCGAUCCAUCUCGUUCCCUGUAUUUCGUCUUCCAGCCCAAACUCGGCGAUCCCGUCGAUGAGCUUACAAUAUGGCUAAACGGAGGACCAGGUUGUAGCUCACUUGAAGGCUUCCUCCAAGAGAAUGGCAGAUUUAUCUGGGGCUGGGGACAAUAUUCGCCAAUGAUCAAUCCGUACUCCUGGGUCAAUCUUACGAAUAUGCUUUGGGUGGAGCAACCUGUUGGCACUGGCUUUACGCAGGGGAAACCACAGGCGUCGGGGGAGUAUGACAUUGCUUAUGAUUUUAUCGACUUCCUCAUGAAUUUCGAGACGACUUUUGGCAUCAAGAACUUCAAAAUUUAUGUGACUGGUGAGUCCUAUGCAGGGAGGUACGUACCGUACAUUGCCUCCGUUAUGCUAGACAGACAUGACAAGACGCACUACAACAUAUCAGGUGCUCUCAUGUACGAUCCGGUGAUAGGCAGCUAUGUUUAUGCACAGCAACAAGUUCCAUUAGUACCAUUUAUUGUCCAAAACAACAAUGUCCUAGGUCUCAACGAUAGUUUCCUAUCCCACCUCAAAGGCCUUGAUAGCUCCUGCGGAUACGCAGACUACCGCAACAAAUACCUCUCCUUCCCACCACCGGGCAACCAACCCGCUAAAUUCUUCAAUUAUUCCACCUCCUCAGACCAAGCAUGCGACCUCUGGGGCUUUGCCAACAACGCAGCUCUGCUAGCUAACCCCUGCGCCAACGUUUACCAAAUCGCCACAUACUGUCCCCUCCCCUCCGAUCCAUUAGGAUUUCCCACCGAUCUAAUAUACUCAUAUCCUGGCCUCCCAGUCUACUUCAACCGCGCCGACGUCAAAGCAGCCAUGCACGCACCCCCAAAUACCACCUGGUCCGAAUGCAACGGCCCAGUCUUCAUCUCCUACUCUGGCGGUCCCGAAGACGAAGGCGAUUUCUCGCCCGACCCCAUCCAAUUCAUCCUGCCCCAGGUCAUCGAGAAUACUCACCGAGUCCUGAUCGCCAACGCCGAUCUGGACAUGGAGAUCAUCACCAAUGGUACGCUGCUUGCUAUCCAGAAUAUGACUUGGGGCGGGAAAUUGGGGUUCCAGAAUCAGCCCAAUAGGUCCAUUGUUAUUGAGUUGCCGGACUUGCAGUAUGGGGAUACGUUUGCGAGUAAUGGGAUGCCCGGGAUGGAUAAUCCGCAGGGGAUGAUGGGGAUACAGCAUUUUGAGAGGGGGUUGAUGUGGGCAGAGACUUGGAUGAGUGGGCAUAUGCAGCCGCAGUUUCAGCCCAGGAGUAGUUAUAGGCAUUUGCAAUGGCUGUUGGGACAUAUCAAUGAGUUGUAAGAUCUGGAUGGUAGUAAAGAUGGUACAUUGGGACAGGAAAAGAGUGGAGGCAAUUUGGGAAUGCGAUUUGUAAGUAAUGAGACAUUGUAAUGUUGAUAUACGAUCAGAAAUACGAGUACCUUCGAAGCUUAAACGUCAGAUAAAACGUGGACAUAGGUCAUGUAAUCAUGGUAUAUGGUGGGAAUAUUCACAUGGAUCCCUAUACGACAACUGUUGGAGAUAUCAAUUGCCUCGCGACUAUUUUCUUGAUGG
Mollisia scopiformis is the source of this 2333-nucleotide messenger RNA. RefSeq names its product alpha/beta-hydrolase. The record is from RefSeq and is a predicted model, not a curated record. NCBI's taxonomy places the organism in Eukaryota, Fungi, Ascomycota, Leotiomycetes, Helotiales, Mollisiaceae. Bases 480 to 2081 code for a protein of 533 amino acids. Gene Ontology annotation, molecular function: serine-type carboxypeptidase activity. The transcript is spliced from 8 exons. Gene Ontology annotation, biological process: proteolysis.